AUGUAAUAUUAGGAAAAAAUCCCAGUUAAAGUGUUCAAUAACUAAAGAUGUGCUUCUGUGUGGAUAGCUGGAGAGAUAGCACAAAUUAUCAAGUAGAAAUAAGCUUAGCAGCUCCCUUGUGUUCUGGGUUUAGCUACUGGAUCAACUCCAAUUCAGGUCUAUAAGGAGCUAGUUAGAUUACAUAAGGAAGAAGGAUUAUCAUUUUAGAAUGUGAUAACAUUCAAUUUGGAUGAAUAUUUCCCAAUUCCUAAGGAAUCUCUCCAUUCGUAUUACCAUUUCAUGCACGAGAAUCUAUUCAAUCAUGUGGACAUUCAGAAGGAGAACAUUCAUAUCCCAGACGGAACCUUAAUUAAGGAGUAGAUUGAGGACUUUUGUCAAUACUACGAAAAGUUGAUAUUGGAGAAGGGGGGAUUGGACUUUUAGCUGUUAGGCAUUGGAAGCACUGGACACAUUGGAUUUAAUGAGCCAGGAUCUUCAGUGAAUAGCAAAACCAGAUUGAUCACUUUGGAUAGGAAAACAAGAGCAGAUGCUUCGUCUUCAUUUUAUGGAAUUGAAAAUGUUCCAAAAUAUGCAAUAACAAUGGGAAUUGGAACCAUAUUAUAAGCAAAAAAGAUCAUAAUAGCUGCAUUCACAGAAGGAAAGUAAAGGAUAGCAUCGACAGUGAUUGAAGGUUAACUUUCAUCAUAGUAUCCUGCAACAUUCUUGUAGAAUCACAAGAACACAUUGUUUGUUUUGGAGAGAGCAUCAGCUUAAGGGUUGACAAGAUAUCAAGCACCUUGGUUGUUGGAGGCUUAAGGGUUGAAGGGUGAAUUGCAAAUAAAGUACGAUUUAAGUACAGCAAAGAAGGGAGUGAUAUGGUUGAGUUAGAAAGUGGGAAAGCCAAUAUUGAGAUUAUAGUAGGAAGAUUACGAGGACAAUGGAUUGUUGGAGUUGAUCACUUAGAUUGGAUAAGGAAACUGUGGGAUAGUGAAUUUGACAGUGUUUAGAGAGUUAACAUAAAUAAUUACUGGAUGGCCAGCAGGAGGAAGACCUGAUAAAUUGCCAGAAUCAUACUUUACUUAGAAGAAGGCAAUAAGCAAAUAGAAGAUCAUAAUAUUUUCACCACAUCCAGAUGAUGAUGUGAUUUGUAUGGGUGGAACUAUGAAGAAACUAACUAAUUAGGGUCAUGAAGUUCAUGUAGUAUAUAUGGUGAGUGGUAAUUUGGCAGUGUUUGAUUUUGAUGCUCUGAGAUUUGCAGAUGUUUUGAAGGAGACUUCUAAGGUGAUUGGUGGAAAUGGAGAAGAAUUUUAUGAGAAAGUGAAAAAAUAGAUCAAAGAUAAGAAGCCUGGAGAAGUAGACGGUCCAGAUCUGGCUUAUGUGAAGACUAUAAUCAGAAGAACUGAAGCAAGAAGUGCUGCAUUGUGCACAGGAGUGGAGGAAUAGAAUAUUCAUUUCUUGGAUUUGCCAUUUUAUGAGACUGGUAAGUCAUAGAAGAAACCACUUGGUGAAGAGGAUAAGCAAAUAGUGAAGGAUAUAAUAUUGAAGAUUCAACCAGAGUAUAUUUAUGCUGCUGGAGAUUUGACUGAUCCACAUGGAACUCAUAGAGUGUGUUUGGAAUCUAUCUUGGCAGUGUUGCCAUAAGUAAAGGAACAAUUACCAAAUUUGAACACUCUCUUGUAUAGAGGUGCUUGGUAGGAGUGGGAAUUGGAUAAAGUAACAAUGGCAGUACCAUUGUCCCCUGAUGAAUUGUAUGAGAAGAGGAUUGCAAUAUUCAAACAUCAGAGUCAAAAGGAUAGGCCAAUGUUCCCAGGGUCUGAUAGUAGAGAAUUCUGGUAACGAUCGGAGUCUAGAAAUAAGGAGACAGCAAGAUUGUUCACUAAUUUGGGAUUUGUUAAUUAUGAGGCAUUGGAAUGCUUUGUUUCUUUGGAUGUGUUGGUUAUGUUGGGAGAGUUGUGA
Paramecium tetraurelia is the source of this 1935-nucleotide messenger RNA. RefSeq lists its product as uncharacterized. Gene Ontology annotation, molecular function: glucosamine-6-phosphate deaminase activity. The transcript is spliced from 5 exons. Lineage: Eukaryota; Ciliophora; Oligohymenophorea; Peniculida; Parameciidae. Gene Ontology annotation, biological process: N-acetylglucosamine metabolic process; carbohydrate metabolic process. The record is from RefSeq and is a predicted model, not a curated record.